Molecule: messenger RNA, 1228 nt
Organism: Coregonus clupeaformis (lake whitefish)
Lineage: Eukaryota; Metazoa; Chordata; Actinopteri; Salmoniformes; Salmonidae
Product: phosphomannomutase 2
Exons: 8
Coding region: 147-896 (249 amino acids)
Biological process (GO): GDP-mannose biosynthetic process; mannose metabolic process; protein N-linked glycosylation
Cellular component (GO): cytosol
Molecular function (GO): phosphomannomutase activity
Source: RefSeq, a predicted model, not a curated record
ACAAACCACAGAUGACGUGUCAGUCCGUCCACUAGUCUCUUCCGCCUUCAAAUCAGUUUUCCGUCCUCUGUGUCCCGGACGGCGAACAGCUAUUCCUCCAACACCGUCUGCCGUAAUUUACUAACAACACAUUUACUACGAACAAGAUGAGUGAAGCUGUCGACACCUCGACGCUGUGUCUCUUCGAUGUGGACGGGACGCUGACUGCCGCUCGACAGAGGGUGACUCCCGGGAUGGAGGACCUUCUGCAGCGUCUGCGGCGGCGUGUUCGAGUCGGCGUGGUGGGGGGGUCGGACUUCAUCAAGAUCAAAGAACAACUGGGAGAUGACGUGGUAGAGAAGGUGGACUAUGUGUUUGCUGAGAACGGAUUGGUGGCCUAUAAGAAUGGACAGCUGGUAGCAGUACAGAGUAUCCAGGCGUACAUGGGGGAGGAUCUUAUUCAAGACUUCAUCAACUUCUGUCUCAACUACCUGUCCAAGAUUACACUACCCAGAAAGAGGGGGACGUUUAUAGAGUUCCGUAAUGGGAUGUUGAACGUGUCACCUGUGGGGCGGAGCUGCAGUCAGGAGGAGAGGAUAGAGUUCUACCAGCUGGACCAAAAAGAACGAAUCAGAGAGAAGUUUGUUGCCGUUCUUCAGGAGGAGUUUAAAGGCAAAGGACUGACCUUCUCUAUAGGUGGUCAGAUCAGUUUUGAUGUGUUCCCAGAAGGCUGGGACAAGCGUUACUGUCUGGGCCUGGUAGAGAAAGACUCCUAUAAAACCAUACACUUCUUUGGAGACAAAACUAAACCUGGAGGAAACGACUAUGAGAUCUAUGCAGAUCCCAGAACCAUCGGACAUGAAGUCACCUGCCCUGAAGAUACACAACGCAUCUGUCAAGACCUGUUCUUCCACUGACACACAACAGGGAUUAGAUUUCUAAAGUGCCAAAGGGACAGACUCUCUUCCUGCCCUACCAUGUGAUCAGGUGACCAUUAGGGCUAUUAUGGAAUUAUGGGUAAUGAUUCAUUGUCAUGCACAUGGCCACGUUUGUCAUAGUUGUCAUUUUUGAUAACUUGAAAAAAAGCUUCUAAUGCAUAUCUGAAAGUUAGCUUGGAGUGACCUAAUGCAUACAACACCGCUUUGGUGACACCUCUGUUUAGAAAACAAAUGGUUUUGUCCGCUGGGAACUUUUUUAUUAUAAACCAUUGUAUGGUAGUUAUGUUUUUCAAUAAACACCUUAGAAAACA